Messenger RNA from Guillardia theta CCMP2712, 1443 nucleotides. RefSeq lists its product as hypothetical. The record is from RefSeq and is a predicted model, not a curated record. Gene Ontology annotation, molecular function: tRNA threonylcarbamoyladenosine dehydratase activity; ubiquitin-like modifier activating enzyme activity. The transcript has 21 exons. Gene Ontology annotation, biological process: cyclic threonylcarbamoyladenosine biosynthetic process; GPI anchor biosynthetic process. Gene Ontology annotation, cellular component: endoplasmic reticulum membrane. The coding region runs from base 1 to 1443 and encodes 480 amino acids. Lineage: Eukaryota; Cryptophyceae; Pyrenomonadales; Geminigeraceae.
AUGCAGGAGGACUUCAUUGAUCCAGCGGUCGAACGAUUCUCAGGGAUCAAGAGGCUUUACGAAUCAUGUGCGCGCAGCGGAAUCGGCAAGAUAACACUAGUGGACCUUGACGAAGUUUGCAUAUCCAACAUCAAUCGACAGCUCUGCGCUCUAGACAGCACCGUAGGACGCCCGAAAGCAGAAGUCCUGAGGGCUCGGAUUCUCGACAUCAAUCCUGAGUGCAAUGUAUCAUGUGUGUUACAGUUUCUGCGACGUGAAAAUGCCCUGAGCAUCUUGAGCGGAAUGGACGGGGAUGAGGGGAUUGAACCUCAGAGGACUAACUGCUCGUUUGACUUCGUCGUUGACGCCAUCGAUAGCGUCGAUGACAAGGCAGCCCUGAUUUCCGCGUGCACUUUCUUGAAGGUUCCUAUCAUCACAUCGGGAGGCGCCGGGGGCCUGACGGAUCCUACGGCGAUAAGAUCGGAGGAGCUGACAAAAGUUGAAGACGACGAGCUGCUGUUCCAUGUGAGGAAGAAGUUGCGGCAGUUCUACGGCUUUCCCCAGGGGCUGCCUCACCGGAAGCGAGUGAAACCUUGGAAGAUUCAAGCUGUCUACUCCAGCGAGAAGCCUAUUCAGACCUUGGUUGAGGAGGCUGCGAGCCAGGGAUUCCGAUCUUGUGACUUCUCUAUGGGGACUUCAGCCAUGGUCACGGGCUCGUUCGGUCUUGCUAUGGGCUCCUUCAUUGUCAAGUCAAUCGCACUUGGGACUAAUUUUCCUCCCAACGUUCAGUUAGCUAACGCGACAGGAAGUCCUCGUCGAGGGUUCUACAUGGCAGGACGGGGAGAUCAUGGUCCGCUCCUUGAGAGAUUCAUCGGAUCAGUGGACAGGAGUGUAGAUCUUUCGCAGGAGAGGUUUCAUGGCAGUUUCGCAACUGAUCUCGAGCUCCGUGUUCAUUGCGGGUCGUUAUUCGCUGCCCCACCUCUCCUUGUGUUAGCUGUUGUUGUGAGCAAGAUUCAUUCCUCCGCGGGAUUGCUCAGUGUAUUGAUAAGAGCAGCACUUGGCUUCGUGUUGGGAUCGUUAUUCUUUCAUUCCUUAUUCGUCAUUUUCGGAGUUCCGGUCUUGGAGGCGGCGCACAAGACUUUUGUUCUCAGCAUGCACCUCGCCGUUCUUGCGGCAGUGCCUCUUGCUUGCACGUUUGGCACAGAUCUGGGAGGAUGGAGGAGGGUAGUCGCCUGCAACAACCCCAAGACUGACGGAGAGGUGUUGGCGUACUUGCCUUCCGCUCUUGCGGUGGUAGGCACAUGGUUCGGUGCGAUCCCCAUCCCCUUGGACUGGGACAGACCAUGGCAGGCCUGGCCUAUCACCUGCACGGCUGGCGCCAUCGCAGGCCAUGCGUUAGGAUGCUGCGCUGCCUUCCUACUCCUCAUCCUCGGUUCGCGAACUCGGAAGCAGAAGAGAACGUGA